AUGAUGGACGACGGCAACGACAUGUCCGGGCAGGACCCCGGCACCCACCUCACGCUCGAACUGCGAGGCACCCGCUUCACCAUUGAACGCGAAACCAUGAUGAACUUGCCCGAGUCGGUGUUGCUCUGCCUCUUUCCCAACGGCCUCAUCCUCACUCGACAGCCUCGCGUCCCCUCUUUGCUCGACCAGGAAGGCGAAGACGACGAAGAGGAGCUUUACCUUGUCGAUUUCGACCCGCAGUGUCUCUCGUACGUCCUCAGCUUCUUCAAGACGGCUCAAGACGAGUUCUACGGCACCAACGAGCUUUCUGGAAAGUACAGACCAAGCUCUUCCUUCGGCAGCAAUUCAGCUCUGUACCAAUACGCGCAAGGCGAGGGCGCUGACCCUAAUGGCAUGAACCAAGGCGGCAUGUCACAGAUCCCCUUGAUGAACAAGCAACCCAUCAUUGUUUUGCGCGAAGAGCUCGAAUACUUUGCCAUUCCGCCCAAAAAGGCUGCUGCCAAAAUUGCUGGUGCUGCUGCGGUGGACCCCGAAGCCUUCGAAGGCACCGACCCCACCACCGGUCAUCCGACACCGGCUCUGUUCCGACUCAAAUACGCUUGCGGAGACGCUCUUCUCGAUCGCAGGCAGAUUUUCACCGCGUUGCAGCGAAACGUGAACAAGGAGAACAAUCUGGCCGAGCAGCACCUCAUCGACAUGCUGUGCAUGAGUGGCUUUGACCGCGAAGACACGUGGGGGUUCCGGGCGCUCGAGCCCAACCGCUGUUGCAUCACGUCCAUCGCGCUUGUCUUGCUCAAGACGGGCAUCACACAUGCGGGAGAGCUGGAAGCAGAGGGCAUCAACCCAGAGUCGCUAAGUACCGAGUAUCAUGAUCCUACCGGCCAGACGAGCAUGAUGAACAACAUCCGCAUCGACCAUCAGCAGUUUGCGACCGCGCAGAAGUUGCUCUUGUUCUGGCGCAAGCCAGCUAGAAAGUGCUGGUGGGACGGCAUUGAUAUCGUGCUGCCCGCGCCUCAAACCGCUUCCAAUGCAGAGACGGCGCAAAGCGUCUCCCCGGACGAUCUCAACGAUGCAAGCUUGACACCAAAGGAGCUCGAGCUUCUCAAGUCAGGCAAAGGAAGGAAAGUGCGUGUAUGGGCGCGCAGAGUGUGGACAUUAGAGCUCAGCUUGAUCUGA
Sporisorium graminicola is the source of this 1176-nucleotide messenger RNA. RefSeq lists its product as uncharacterized. The transcript has a single exon. The record is from RefSeq and is a predicted model, not a curated record. Gene Ontology annotation, cellular component: nucleus. Bases 1 to 1176 code for a protein of 391 amino acids. Gene Ontology annotation, molecular function: RNA binding. Lineage: Eukaryota; Fungi; Basidiomycota; Ustilaginomycetes; Ustilaginales; Ustilaginaceae.